GCAGGUGGAUGUGUUUGCUCCAGACCACUGCAGAUCUGUCAGAGCAGACUCUUGACACAGAUGAAGAACAUGAAGAUUCGUCUGUUGUACCUGUGGAUGCUGAUUGUAACGGCCUCAGCCAACCUCCUGCUGGAUUCUUGCCUCACGCAGAGAUACGUCUACAGGAUAAACGUAGUACUGCUGGAGGACAACACAUACGAGUGGAGUCUGCCCUACGUCCGGGCCGCGGUGGAACAGGCUAUCGAGGAAGACAGGCUGGAAAAUGAGAAGCACGGUCUUGACUUUACAUUAACGGCCAACUACAAUCCUUUCAACACCACCACGUACAACAGACAGGGCUGUGGCAGCAGCAGCUGUGAGGGCGUCACCAUCCUCAAAAAACUCAAGGAAAAUCUCGAAAUAGGAUGUGUGAUGCUCGGGCCGUCCUGCACCUUCGCCACGUUCCAGUUGGUGGAUCAGGAGAUUGGCCUGAGCCUGAGUAUACCUGUCAUCUCCGCUGGAAGCUUCGGUUUAUCCUGCGACUACAAGCCCAAACUGACCCGGAUUCUGCCGCCCGCUCGCAAGGUGUCUGACUUUAUGGUCAACUUUAUCAAUGAGUCCUUGUUACCCUUAAAACAGAAGUGGAACCAGGUUUAUGUGUACAAAAAGGCCUCCUUUGUGAAUGCAUCAGAGGACUGCUAUUGGUACAUCAACGCACUGGAAGCUCCGUCAUUCAGUUUUGCCGCAAAUAUUGAAAGAGAAAUGCUGCGUAAUGAGAACGACCUGGUCGCGGCACUCAGUUCUCCAAAAAGGCACAGUAACAUUUUCAUCCUGUGCGGGGGUCCUGACGACAUCGCCCACAUAAAGCGGAACAACGUCCCCAUUCAUCCCGACAUCAUCUUCAUACUCUUAGACAUAUACAAUCCAAAAUAUUACGAGAACAGAACGUCCAGUCACGGCAUGGAGAACGUUCUGGUGGUCACUCUCCCCCCGCGGAACUACACCUACGGGAAUCUGACCUACAACAACACAGUCAAUGACUACGUAGCAGGUUACCAUGACGGGACGCUCAUGUUUGGGAAAAUGUUGCGGGACAGGAUGCUCGGGAGGCAGCCGGGGAACCUGCCUCUCGGUGAACAUCCCUUCGCCAAUGUCUCUUUUUAUGGCAUGGCAGGACAUUAUGUACUGGACCAAUACGGAGACAGAGACGUCAACUUCUCUCUGCUGUAUACGUCCACCAUCACAGGCGAGUAUACAACCCUGUUCACAUUUGACACGUCCAAAAACAAAACACACAAAGUAGAUGAAUCUCCUGCUCUGCCCUGGAAGGACGGUGUUCUGCCCGACGACAACCCGGAGACCAUCGACAGAAUAGGCACUCAGAACAUUAUUGUAAUUGUUUUGAGUCUCAGCAUUGUUGUGGUCACUGCCAUCGCACUCAUCUUCUACAGGCAGAACAGAAAGGAGCGGCUCAUGCAGAAAAAGUGGUCGCACAUCGAGCCUCACCUGAUCGGUCCGCUGGAUGAAAAAGAGGUGGUUCUGAAGAUUGAAGAGGACAAGAGAAAGGACAGUAUCUUUCUUGCUCAUCGAGGGCGUUAUGACAAAAAGCCGGUCAUUUUGAAAGAGUUUAAACAUGCAGACAGCGAUUUUACUGAAGAACAGAAAAUUGAGCUCAACAAGUUACUUCGUAUUGACUACUACAACUUGACCAAGUUCUACGGCACAGUUCAGUUUGACUACGGUGUGUUUGGUGUAUUUGAGCUGUGCCAGAGAGGCUCGCUCAGGUACAUUCUGAAUGACACGAUCUCCUACCCCGACGAGACCUUCAUGGACAUGGAGUUCAAGAUAUCUGUGAUGUACGACAUAGCGAAGGGGAUGUCCUAUCUCCACUCCAGCAGCAUAGGAGUUCACGGACGUCUUAAAUCCACUAACUGUGUGGUGGACAAUCGCAUGGUGGUCAAGAUCACAGACUUUGGUUGUAACACGAUUCUCAACCCCAGCAAAGAUUUGUGGAUGGCCCCAGAGCACCUUCGUAAAAGCGGGAUCUCUCAAAAAGGCGACGUGUACAGCUACGCCAUCAUAGUGCACGAGAUCAUCAUGAGGAAGACGACGUUCUACACACAGUCCUGCUCAGAUAAAGCAGAAAAGAUCUACAGAGUUCAACAUCCCAGUAUGACCGGAGUCUUCAGGCCUGACUUCAGUUUGGACGGAGCUUCAGAGCGAGAGGCCGAGCUGUACACUUUCAUAAAGAACUGCUGGGAUGAAGAUCCAGAACGCAGACCAGACUUUAAGAAAAUAGAGCUAACUCUUGGUAAGAUUUUUAGUGCUCUCCACGACACGGCAAGUGAGACGUACAUGGACAACCUGAUCCGCCGCCUGCAGAUGUACUCCAGGACGCUGGAGCACCUGGUGGAGGAGAGGACGGCUCUGUAUAAAGCAGAGAGAGACCGAGCAGACCGCCUCAACUUCAUGCUCCUGCCCGGGCCUGUGGUGCGUUCGCUGAAGGAGACGGGCCGAGUGGAGCCGGAGCUGUUUGAAGAGGUGACCAUUUACUUCAGCGAUAUCGUGGGUUUCACCACUUUGUGCCACUACAGCACGCCCAUGGAGGUGGUGGACAUGCUCAACGACAUCUACAAGAACUUUGACAGCAUCCUGGACCACCACGAUGUCUAUAAGGUGGAGACCAUAGGAGACGCCUAUAUGGUAGCGUCGGGUUUACCAAACCGCAACGGGGACAGACACGCGGUGGACAUCGCCCACAUGGCCCUGGACAUACUGUCGUUCGUAGGGACCUAUCAGCUGGAGCACUUACCUGGGAUUCCACUGUGGAUUCGGAUUGGGGUUCAUUCAGGACCCUGUGCUGCUGGGGUGGUGGGGAACAAGAUGCCUCGUUACUGUUUAUUUGGAGACACAGUGAACACCGCCUCUAGGAUGGAGUCUACAGGCCUGCCUUUGAGGAUACACGUGAGCAAGUCCACCAUCAGCACCUUGAAGAGGACAGACUGUGAGUUUGAGUACGAGCAACGAGGAGAAACAUACCUCAAGGGAAAAGGCAAAGAGAUAACCUACUGGCUGACAGGGGUAACAGGGCAGAAAUACAACCUCCCCACACCUCCAACUGCAGAGAACUUCCAGCGGCUUCAAGAGGACUUGGCUGAAAUGAUCCAGGCCAGUUUGGCGAAGCGUGCGGCGUGUACCGAGGGCUUCGAGAAGAGGAAGACCCUGUCCACCAAAAUACGCCGACGAGAGACCAACAGCAGCACACAGAGCGACCCCCCGGACUAUUUUCACCUGGCUGUGACUGACAACCCCAGCACCUACCUGUGAGUCCCUGCUGUGAGGGACAUGCACAGGACCGGACUGCAGGGACUGGACCGCACAGGACCGCAGAGGACUGGACCACACGCAGAGGACCACAGAGGACUGGACCGCACAGGACUGGACUGCAUGGACUGGACCACACAGGACCACACACACAGGACCGCACAGAGACACACACACAGGACCACAGGGACUGCCCAAAAUGACUUCUGCCUCGACAUAGAUGGUACAUGCUUUAAAACGAGCAGUGGACACUAUGCAGCAGGUUUGACAGAUAAAGAAAAUGAUCAUAAAGACAAAAGGUUUUCAGUUUUUAAAUGGGGAGGGACAAACAUUAAAAGACAGACAAUAAUGAAAAUGGAUAUAAGAUGUUUCUGCGACAAAACCAUGGGAGUCCAGUCAACAACUGUCCAUCAAUUUCAACAUUUUUUGUUCUGUUUUUGUCUGAAUGUUGCUGGUUUGAAGCUCAUUGAUUGAGAAUUAUGACAAAACUUUGUUUACCGUGUAAAUAACCCUUUGUGCUGCUAAGUCACAUUUAUAAACCAAAUAUAUCCAGCCAAUGUUGAAUGUGUGAUA
Periophthalmus magnuspinnatus is the source of this 3876-nucleotide messenger RNA. RefSeq names its product guanylate cyclase 2Ca (gene gucy2ca). NCBI's taxonomy places the organism in Eukaryota, Metazoa, Chordata, Actinopteri, Gobiiformes, Gobiidae. The transcript has 28 exons. Gene Ontology annotation, biological process: cGMP biosynthetic process; protein phosphorylation; receptor guanylyl cyclase signaling pathway. The coding region runs from base 61 to 3306 and encodes 1081 amino acids. Gene Ontology annotation, molecular function: peptide receptor activity; protein kinase activity; ATP binding. The record is from RefSeq and is a predicted model, not a curated record.